Messenger RNA from Polypterus senegalus (gray bichir), 2348 nucleotides. RefSeq names its product phosphodiesterase 1A, calmodulin-dependent (gene pde1a). Bases 529 to 2232 code for a protein of 567 amino acids. Gene Ontology annotation, biological process: signal transduction. Lineage: Eukaryota; Metazoa; Chordata; Cladistia; Polypteriformes; Polypteridae. Gene Ontology annotation, molecular function: 3',5'-cyclic-nucleotide phosphodiesterase activity. The record is from RefSeq and is a predicted model, not a curated record. The transcript is spliced from 16 exons.
CUGACAGGGACUGGCUGAGCCUUCGCUUCUCGGUUGGGGUAUCCGUGAACCCGGCGCCUUUUGUUGGUGUGGGUCGUUGUGUUGCUGGUUACACAAACACAGCUGUGUGUGCAGCUGGCGAGAGGAGAGAGAGAGAGAGAGAGAAGGGGAGAGCGAGCGAGCGAGCGAGAGACUGCGUGCCUCACAUGUGCACACCGCGAGAGAGAGAGAGAGAGAAAGAGAGAGAGCCGAGCGCUCCACCUGACCAUCAGACAGCAUCGGCGGCAGCGAGCGGCCAGCAGCCACACCGAGGAGUAGCGUCGCUUCACAUCUUCUCGCCGCCUCAUUAGCUGAAUGCCUCUGAAGUCACACAUCUAGAGAAAGGGAAAAAGAGAGAGAGAGAGAGAGACAGAGCGAGAGCGCAUUGAAAUGUGCGCAUUGUGGACGAUCCCCGGCUCUGCAUAGAGCAGCCUCUGAAGAGGCUCAUGCGGACGCUUCUGCUGCUCCUACUGCUACUGUUGCUGCUCUAACACCGUUCGGAUCUUCACUAUGGAUUCUCCUGUCAACGAUACGGAGGAUCUGGAGAACAAUUCCUUGAAAGAAUCGAAAACCGAACACACCGAGAAAAUGUGGCUGCGCCUCAGAGGGAUGCAGAAGUACAAGAACACCUCCCAAAAAUUACGAUGUCUGGCAAAGCAGCUGGAGAAGGGCGAAGUAAACAUCCUGGACCUCAAGAAGAACAUUGAAUAUGCAGCGUCAGUGCUGGAAGCGGUCUACAUCGACGAAACAAGGCGGCUGCUGGACACUGAAGACGAACUCAGUGACAUCCAGUCUGAUUCUGUCCCAUCUGAAGUGAGGGAAUGGCUGGCAUCCACAUUUACCAAAAAGAUGGGAGUCUUGAGGAGAAGGCCGGAGGAGAAGCCAAGGUUUCGGAGCAUCGUGCACGCUGUUCAGGCUGGCAUUUUCGUAGAAAGAAUGUAUCGAAGAACUUCAAACAUGGCUGGUCUGACAUACCCAACAGCAGUCAUCAGUGCUUUAAAGGAUCUGGACAAAUGGUCCUUCGAUGUUUUCUGCCUUAAUGAAGCAAGUGGAGACCACGCACUGAAGUUCCUCGUUUAUGAACUCUUCACCAGAUAUGAUCUGAUUACCCGUUUCAGGAUCCCAGUUUCUUGCCUCGUUGCCUUUGUUGAGGCUUUGGAAGUCGGCUACAGCAAAUACAGGAACCCAUACCACAACCUGAUACACGCAGCAGACGUCACCCAGACGGUGCAUUACCUGAUGCUUCACACCGGCAUGAUGCACUGGCUGACAGAACUGGAAAUUUUAGCAAUGGUGUUUGCAGCUGCAAUCCAUGAUUUUGAACAUACAGGAACCACAAACAAUUUCCACAUUCAGACCAGGUCAGAUGUUGCAAUUUUGUACAACGACCGAUCCGUCCUGGAAAAUCACCAUGUAAGUGCGGCGUACAGGCUGAUGCAAGAAGAUGAAAUGAACAUCCUUGUCAACAUAUCAAAGGACGACUGGCGUGAACUCCGCACUUUAGUCAUUGACAUGGUGCUGGCGACAGACAUGUCCUGUCAUUUUCAGCAGAUCAAAACAUUAAAACACGCCUUGCAGCAGCCGGAAGGGAUAUUUAAGGCCAAAGCCAUGUCCUUGAUGUUGCAUGCAGCUGAUAUCAGCCAUCCAGCAAAAUCCUGGGAGCUUCAUCAGCGAUGGACGACGGCCCUGAUGGAGGAGUUCUUCAGACAGGGAGAUAAGGAAAUUGAGCUUGGCCUGCCCUUUUCUCCUCUCUGCGAUCGCAAAUCCACGAUGAUAGCCCGGUCACAGAUAGGUUUCAUUGACUUCAUUGUAGAGCCAACGUUCUCUGUGUUAACUGAAGUGACAGAGAAGAUGAUUUCUCCUCUUAUAGAGGAAGCACUAAAGUCAGCAGCCGAUGCAACACAAAAGUCCAGUCACACGAUGAAGCAGAUGUGGGAUCAGAGUCAGCCAACUCGUGAUGGUAAACCCAACCAGUUAGUCACACUCCCAGAAAGCAUAAACAGCAGUGCAGGAGCAGUAGUGGAGUCUGUGCAGAGGAACACCGUAGAUCAAGGAUCUUCCAUUGACUAUUCCCUAACCAACAUCAACCUGGAGCGUUUCAAGACAGACUUGAUGAACAUCAUUCAACAGAACAAGGAGAGAUGGAAGGAUCUGGCUGUCCAAGUCGAGAAACAAUCAUCUGGAAGUACCGAGGACCAAGAUGGGAAAUCUUAGGGGCAGCCAUGAGGGCACAGGCGGCUGCUCCGACCCUUCGGCCUCAACGUCCUCCUCUGAAAUGAUUUUUAUGUAUCGUUAUUUAUUAAAGAUGUCGGGUUUCCCUUUGCAGUGCA